Molecule: messenger RNA, 1539 nt
Organism: Angiostrongylus costaricensis
Lineage: Eukaryota; Metazoa; Nematoda; Chromadorea; Rhabditida; Metastrongylidae
Source: the annotation of a GenBank genome assembly
AUGGAUGUUACAGAAAAUGAACAAAAAAUCAAAUCUUCCGAUCGCUACGGUUGCAGUGGCGGAGCGGUACUCACCAACUCAGAUACCUGUCAUCAUGAAAGUCUUUAUAAGCUCAGAGGUCUGUCUAACGAGGAGUUGAGAAAGCGGCGUCGCAUUUCCGAGGUUCAAAUAAGGAAACAGAAACAAGAAGACUUUUUCAAUAACAAGAGAAGGCUCGACAAUGAUGAAGUAGAGUUCACGCUUGCUGAUGACUGCUGUAUCAUUCCAAAAACAGUGUUAAAUAUGAUUAAGAGUGGGAACCUUCAAAAUGAAUUGGCAGGACUGAAGUUCCUUCGUUCGAAAAUCGCCGAGAGUGCCGAAGAUGUGAACUGCAUGUCAGGACUGGGUGAUAUUUCUCUGAUUUCUCAUCUCACACGUUUACUAAUUCACGGGGAUAAGGAUCUCACUGAUGAUAUCUCCUGGAUACUCGUCAAUAUGUUUCGUCGUCAUGAAAAUCGAUUAUUCACUGAAGACAUCCGUGGGCAAGUUCUACCCACUUUUUGCGGUCUUAUUCACCGAGCUGCAUCUUCAAAAAAUGGGAACAAGAAGCUCGUGAUAAUUAGACAUAUAGUGUUUCUUAUUGCCACUCUUUUUUCGGAUAUUCACGAAUUUACACCUGAUUUAAUUGAACUCUUCCCACUUCUACCACUUAUUUCUCGUCAACUAUCUUCAGAGGAUUUAACAAUUCAAUCGGAUGCACUUAGAGCAUGUAGAUUCAUGUCUGAAUAUCCUGACUUUUUUCAGCCAAUGUCAGAUGCUGGCAUCCAGAUAAAGCUUGUGAGUUUGCUGCCUUCAUGCUCUUCAUUUGUCGUAUAUGAAAGCCUUCGGUCAAUUGCAAACGUUAUUCAAGAGACAUCCCUAUAUACAAAAGAUAUGGUCAAUAGUGGUCUGCUGUUCAACAUGCUUCCACUCAUGUCUCGUAAUACAACGAUGCGUGAAGCUUGCUUUGUCAUGAGCAACAUUGCGGCAGAGGGUAAUGAUAUGCUGCAAGCCGUUCUGGAUGUCGGCACACUUAAGGAAAUCGCGGUUUUGCUUGAGGUUGCUGAUUACGAAACUCGAAAAGAGGCAUUUUACGUAAUGUAUCAUGCUGCUACAUCGUCCCGAUCGUGUCAUCUAGCAGCGAUUCUCGGUGCUGAUUUGCUUUCUCCACUUUGUGACUUCCUCACAGUUUUGGAACACUCUCUUGUAGCUGAUGUGAUGGAGGCUCUUUCCGCAUUGCUUGCAUAUGGAGAACAGCUUGCUAUAGGUUUGACAGACUUUUUGAAUCCUGUAGCCACCAGAAUGGAAGAGUUAGGAGCAAAGGAGAAACUGGAGUUUCUGUGCGACAGUCACUCAAUGCGCUUGCAUGUGGCGGCGCAUGAACUUUUGGAAAAAUAUUUUUCCUCUCUUGAUGAUUUCGAAUUAACAACACAGCAUGCAGUUUCAAUGCGUCCCUAUUCUGGAGAGCGUGAUUCGAUGGACGAGACAAUCGAUAUGAUCGUCAAGAGCGUUUGUUUGUAG